Messenger RNA from Liolophura sinensis, 4474 nucleotides. Its product is annotated as reticulon-1-A-like. Gene Ontology annotation, cellular component: axon; endoplasmic reticulum membrane. The record is from RefSeq and is a predicted model, not a curated record. NCBI's taxonomy places the organism in Eukaryota, Metazoa, Mollusca, Polyplacophora, Chitonida, Chitonidae. The coding region runs from base 640 to 1416 and encodes 258 amino acids. The transcript is spliced from 10 exons.
GGCCAUUUAUUUGUGCAGUGCGCAGAACAGUAGAAGAAGAUCAUUUAAUUCGGAGAAAAAAGCUUGCUAAUUGGUGUCAGUUUUCAGUGUAGACCAUAAUCUUUGGGUAAAAAUGAGUAACAUGGGGGAUUUAUACCCUUCGUCGACUCAGCCGGAGAGUAACAGUUAUAGCAACGAAGAUUUCGAGAAGGUUGACCCAGGCGAUCUCGACCAGCAACCCGCCGAAUCAGAGAGAGAUCAACUUUCGGACCAAGUGCCGACAUCCACUGCUUUCUCCGGCGAAGAAGCCGAGGAAGAUCGCUACGGUACUUCAGAAGCUACCCCAAAUCUCGUUAGUUUUGGUGAUGAACCGGUGUUAGAGGAACCUCAGUCCACCACCCCCUCUGCUCCUGAAGUAGGCGACUUCCCAAGUUUGGGCCAAUACUCUGAGCCCGAACCCGAAGCUGAAGCGAUCUCUCACAACCCCUUUUCAGAUCCAAUCUCCUCAACAACAACAACAACUCCAAUGCUUAUGGCCUGGGAGAAGACGACAGGGAUAUUUUACAGCCAGAACCAAUAUCUAAUCUCCUAACAGAAUCAACAGAAAGUAAAGAGUGGGAAGGGAAAUCAGAAGGCUUGGCCAUAUCUGGAGGUUCAUGGAUGAAAAAUGUUGACCCAAGAGAACCAGGGGAGACAAUUCCAGUGUGGGAUGAUGAUCGAGACCAACUCCCUGUCAUUGAAGAGUCGCCAGCAACACAAUUGAGCAGUGAACCUGGCGAGGCGGCCAUGCCUGGCCAAGGGGGACAACCCAGUUGCUCGCUGUGCUCCACCAUGUUAUUGGACCUGGUGUACUGGCAAGAUGUCAAGAAGACAGGUGUGGUGUUUGGCUCGAUGAUGUUCCUGCUGCUUUCGCUGGCCUUCUUCUCGGUCCUCAGCGUGGUCGCUUACCUGUCGUUGGCCACCCUCACCAUCACACUUAGCUUCCGUGUCUACAAGAAUGUCCUACAGGCCGUGCAGAAAACUGGAGAUCAGCAUCCGUUUAAGGGUGCUGAAUGGAGGACUGAUCAUUUACAGUACCUGGACAUGGACAUUAACCUGCCAGAAGAGAAGGUUCAGCUGGCUGUAGAGAACAUCGUCAAGCAUGUGAACAACACCAGCCGAGAGGUCAGACGGCUCUUCCUCGUCGAGGAUCUCGUAGAUUCCAUCAAGUUUGGAUUGUUCCUGUGGGUUUUGACAUACAUUGGAGCCUGGUUUAAUGGAAUGACCAUCAUCAUCCUAGGAGUUGUUACCAUUUUCACAUUACCCAAGUUCUAUGAAACAUACAAGACUCAGAUUGACAACUACCUGCAUCUGGCCAGGACAAACAUUAACAAGGUCUUAACUCAAAUUAAAUCAAAGAUCCCUUUCCCUAAGAAGAAGGAUGUAAAGAAAGAGUAAAUUGCUAUUUGUGAGCCAAGCGUAUGAUGUAUAAUGUAAUGAGAUGCCAGUCAGGUUUGCUUUAAACAAACAGUAGCAUGAGGUUGCCAUAAACUUUAUACUCAUGGAAAGAUUGUUAUUUUAGUGUGGUGAAGCCACGAUUAGUAUCUUCAUAAAACCCAGACAAUAGUAGAACAUUACACCUACCUGUAUUACCAUCACACUGUUAAAUCACAUUAGUUUUGCUGGUUUCACUUUGCCAGAACAGAAAGUUUCACUGGAUUGUCAGCUUCCCUGCACUGCUUAAGCCAAGCAUUUUAUUGAUGUGAAACAUUUUGCUGUGAAUCUAGCUCUGUUGUUCCUGUAAUGCCUGCAGAUGGAGAUGUGGAGCGGUAGUGCAUGGUAUCCCGCUGGGCGGUGAUUGGGUUAGUGUGGUCUGGUUGGUGGUAUAUUUGAGGAGAAUUUCAACAGGAUGGGAUUCUCAUGGUCUCCCAGUUGUAGACUCAUGACUACAUAGCAAAGCUUUCUAUGAGUAUAUAGUUUACUCUGGCUGGUAUCUUGACAGACAGAUUGAACUGUCUGAACUCUUUGUCCACUUUGUAUCACUGUCACUUUUUUAUGCCUUCCCUGUGCUUCAACAUGGAGUAUGAGUUAUCUGCCCUUUGAUUGCUUGACCUUGUAUGUGGUGUAUAGGGUUUAAGAUGAGGGCUGUCGUUGCCGACAUUGAUUACAUGUAUUAUCCAAGGUAGAAUUAUGGGACAGUAAGGCUGGUUGUCCAGGUAUGAAGACAAGACAGUGUUGUGUACAGCUCUGAGGUGUUGAGAAGUUUGUGUUGGUGAUGGCUUAAACUUGAGUUUGUUUUCUUUUAAGAAGUGUAUUUAUAACAGAGAAAAUAUGGUUGGAUGUAAUGAUUAACAUCUUGUAGUGUGACUCACAAACUGAUCUCAUAUUUGAUGUUCAAUGUGGCUUAGGGGCACGUUAAGAUUGAUAUAUUUAACUGUUAGAUGUUUCACAUACAUAAUAGUUGCCUCCCCCAUUUAGCAGUUUCAAUCAAAGUUGACCAGUUUUGCUCUGUGUUAAAAUUGCCUCGUACUUGCCCAAGAUCAUUGGCUCCCUUUUGCUAGGUGAGGUUUUUUGAGCACGGGCAUACCCAGCAGACAGAAAAGGUAGGGAGAUUGUUUUCCUCCAUUGCAAGCACAAGUUAGAAAUUUUGUUAAAUAUUGUGUUAAAUAUGUUGAAAAAUGAAAUAAAUCUGUGGAAGUAGCAUGUCAUAGAUAAUUUGAGAUGCAUAUUGUACAGUGACAUAUAAGGCCAUGUAUGAAACAAAGUUUAGUUGUUUGAAGGCCAAUAACCUCAUUUGCCUAUUGUUUAUGAAUAAAUUUGACAUUCUAAGCAAUGUUUUACUCAGAAUUUUACUGAUUUUUUUCUUUGUUGUAAUGUUAAAUCUGUGAAACUUCUUUCUGUAUAAAUAUUAAGAACAUGGCUUCUCAAAUGUAUUUUUUGAAAAAUUCGUGCUCCUCAUUAAGACACUUGUGCCAUAUAUUGGUGUUCCCUCCCAGAAUAGAAAAAAAUAUUGCAGGUCACUUUGGUCUUUACUAGUACUUUCUUUCUGUAAAGUUUGAGCUUCCAUUUUUAUUGUUACAUGAUAAAUAAUCUGAGUAGCAUUUGUAUUAUAUGCAUCUAUGAGGUAGUAUUGUAGGACCCAAUAUGAAUUUUAAAUCCGGAUUACACAGAAGUUCCAAAUUAAUCUCAGUUCUCCAUCCAAAUUAAGUUUUGUACUGCAGUUAGCAAAGUUGUUAGGUAUUAAAAUGUGCCAUGGUUUUCAUAUCUAAGAAAUUCUUGCAUACAUGUAUAACCAAGCUGUUUUAGACUGUGCUAAAUAUAUGUAUAUCUAACUUUUUGGAGUUAUGAAGAUUCAUAUUUGUAUUAUAAGCUCAUCCUAAAUGUGACACUUUGUCAGGCCUCUGUAGUUUAAAAAUAAACAUAUAAUCCAUGUAAAAUAUUGCCCUGUAAUCUACUCUGUUAUGUGCGGAGUUUGUCCAUUGACAGUGAUGUAUAGUUGUAAAGUGGCAUUUGCAUGAAUAUUCACUUGGCAAGUUAAUGGCCAAAACACAUCCAUAUAAUCUACUCUUACUGUAGUGCUGUGUUAACUGAUCAGUCUUUCAUAGACAGCGUAGGUGCAAAUUGUUCAUUCUUGUACAUCCUUAUGUUUCAUUUAUGCAAAUUGCAAAAGUAAGAUUGCCUGUGGCUGUUUAAGUCAGCUUUAUUGGUAUGUAAGCUGUAUUUGAAUUAACCAUACCUGCAGAUAUAAAAUAACUCAAAUUGUUUAAUCUUGCGGCAAGUCCUGAAAACAGACGAGUGCUUCUUGUUCAUACAACAUUAGAGAAAAGAGUUAUUGGUAGUUGAUUAGUCAACUCCUAAUUAAGGCUUUAGUCAUUUCAGCAGAGCUUUUAGAGGGACUGUUAGUCGGUGGAACAACAUGACGCACAUGUAUCCAUGGAAGUAUGAUUGAGCAGAAAGGUUUGUGAGGAGGCCGGCUCAAAAGUACAGAUGUAUUUACGUGGGAGGAGAUUAAUAAGAACAUCAGGAAUUAACUGGGAGACUUCCAUUGAUGGUAUUGUGUGCGUAGGUUGAAGUGAAAAUUUGCACAAGAAAGACAAAACUAAGUCCAUAUUGUCAGUGUUGUUGUUGUUGUUGUGUAAGACAGAGGUUUCCAAGCUCAAACUCUUCGUUUCUGUCAGUCUCUUACUGUAGAGACAACACAUACAUUCAUAUUCUUACUUGGUAAACCCACAUUAAACUACCGCUACUUUGAGAAGAUUAUCAGACGAAAAUUGCAAAUGAUGUUCUAAAAAGUCUCUGCGUAAUGCUAGUGCUCUGUUGUGCAAUCCUUUGAUAUAUUAAGAUAUAUAUAUAUAUGCGUGGUCUUCUACCAAAUCAGUGCUGUGUUAACACUUAUUAUAUAAGACUGCAUCUUUUUGGCUCAGCCCAUUUAGUCACAAAGUCGUGGAUUGUACACAUUUGGUCUGAUACUCUGUGGUAAAUGAUACAUGUGAAAUUUAAUAAAAGUUGAAAAAGA